Knipowitschia caucasica is the source of this 3012-nucleotide messenger RNA. The record is from the annotation of a GenBank genome assembly. Lineage: Eukaryota; Metazoa; Chordata; Actinopteri; Gobiiformes; Gobiidae.
AUGGCGUCUUCGUUUGAAAAGGCAGAGAUGUACGAUAACGCCUUGUUGGGCAUACUGCAGCAUGUGGGGAACAUACAGGACUUUCUACAAGUCUACUUUGGCUUUUUGUAUCGUAAAACAGACUUUUAUCGCCUCAUGUCCAAUCCCACCGAUAAAAUGGGAUUUCCUCCUGGUGUUGCCGAGAAAAUGGUGCUGAAGACAUUCAAGUAUUUUGGGAAAAUGGCAGAAUGUGACCGAGAAAGGCAGCUGAAUGAGCUUCAGAGAAGAGAGGAGAGCAGGUCCGUUCCUCCUGCCGUUCAGGAACUGGAAGUCUCCUCAAAUUCACCUGCAGAAUUGUCACAUUCAAACACAGAUGAGGCUCAAAUAGACCCAACUUCAAAACCAGAGGAUUCUUCUUCUGCAGCAGCAGCUGCUCCAGUGCAGGAAACUCCGUCCUGUUCUAGUCCUACAGAGCAGUCAGCUGAAGCACAAGCUCCUGAUCCGUCGGACCCGACUAAGAAUUACCAGUCUGAUCCGGACAGUUAUAAUGGGGCAGUAAGAGAAAACUACAGCUGGUCUCAGGACGCUACUGAUGUGGAAGUGCGUGUGUUUGUGCCAAAAACAGUUGUGAAGGGUCGACAGGUGUCAGUAAACCUGCAGAGCGGCAGCGUCUGUGUGAGUGUCAAAGAUGGAGCUGAGCAGAAAACAUUGAUAGAAGGAGAAUUCACUCACAAAAUCAACACUGAAAACUCGCUGUGGAGCUUGGAGCCUGGAAAUUGUGUAGUUCUGUCACUUAAUAAAACGUCCGACAUUUGGUGGUGGAACGCUGUGCUGAAAGGAGAACAGGAAAUCGACAUCGACAAGAUUAACCGCGAGAGAUCGAUGGCAACGGUUGACGAGGAAGAGCACGCCGUUUUAGACAGACUCACGUUUGACUACCACCAGAAACUACAAGGGAAACCACAGAGUCACGAACUGAAAGUUCACGAGAUGUUAAAGAAAGGUUGGGAGGCUGACGGAUCGCCGUUCAGAGGCCAGCAGUUCGACCCCUCCAUGUUCGACAUCCCGUCCAGCGCAACUCUGUUAAACUUGUUUUGCAUCAGCAUCAUCAGCAUCAUCAGCAGCAGCAGUAGCAUCAGUAGCAUCAGCAGCAGCAGCAGCAUCAGCAGCACGUGCCGGGCUCAGAAGAGGCUGCUCAGGGCAUCGUGCAUUUUGGUCUCGGAAAGCUGCACUCUCCGGGCGAACAUCAUGGCCACGACUACCUGUACACGCUUCACGGAUGAGUUCCAGCUGUACGAGGAGCUGGGCAAGGGGGCCUUUUCAGUGGUGCGUCGCUGUGUAAAACUCUGCACAGGACAAGAGUAUGCUGCAAAAAUCAUCAACACCAAAAAGCUUUCCAACAGAGACCAUCAGAAACUGGAGAGAGAGGCGAGGAUCUGCAGAUUACUCAAGCAUUCAAAUAUUGUUCGCCUCCAUGACAGUAUCUCAGAAGAAGGUUUCCACUAUCUCCUCUUUGACCUGGUGACAGGAGGAGAGCUGUUUGAAGACAUUGUUGCCAGAGAGUACUACAGUGAAGCAGACGCCAGUCAUUGCAUCCAGCAGAUCCUGGAGGCUGUUCUCCACUGCCAUCAGAUGGGGGUAGUACACAGAGACCUGAAGCCUGAGAACCUUCUGCUGGCCAGCAAGUGUAAGAAUGCAGCUGUGAAACUUGCAGACUUUGGGCUUGCAAUUGAAGUCCAAGGAGAGCAGCAGGCCUGGUUUGGUUUUGCCGGGACUCCUGGAUACUUGUCUCCGGAGGUGCUGAGGAAAGAGGCCUAUGGAAAACCUGUAGACAUCUGGGCUUGUGGUGUGAUUCUCUAUAUUCUUUUGGUUGGAUACCCUCCAUUUUGGGAUGAAGACCAACACAAACUCUACCAACAAAUCAAAGCCGGGGCCUACGAUUUUCCUUCUCCAGAAUGGGACACAGUGACACCUGAGGCUAAAAAUCUGAUCAACCAGAUGCUGACUAUCAACCCAACCAAGAGAAUCACUGCCCAGGAGGCUCUGAAGCACCCAUGGGUCUGUCAACGCUCGACCGUGGCCUCGAUGAUGCACAGACAGGAAACUGUUGAGUGUCUCAAGAAGUUUAACGCCAGAAGGAAACUCAAGGGGGCAAUUUUGACCACUAUGCUCGUCUCCAGAAACUUCUCUGUGGGACGUCAGACUACAGCCCCUGCUGCUGUCAGUGCUGUUGCUGGGACCACUGCUGGGAUAGUGGAACAAGCAGCCAAGAGUCUCCUCAAUAAAAAGACUGAUGUCAAGCCGCAGACCAACAGCAGCAGAAACAGCAUCGUCACCAAAGGCAACGUCGCGUCAGCGGCUCUGGAGCCUCAAACUACUGUUAUUCAUAAUCCAAUAGAUGGGGGGAUCAAGGGGUCAUCGGACAGCAGUAACGCCACUAUCGACGAUGAAGACGUGAAAGCUCGCAAACAGGAGAUCAUAAAGAUCACCGAGCAGCUUAUUGAAGCUGUCAACAACGGAGACUUUGAGGCCUAUGCAAAGAUUUGUGACCCUGGUCUCACUUCGUUUGAGCCAGAGGGUUUGGGAAAUCUUGUGGAAGGAAUGGACUUUCAUAGAUUUUAUUUUGACAAUCUCCUCUCGAAGAACAACAAGCCCAUUCACACCACCAUCCUCAACCCUCACGUCCACAUCAUUGGAGAUGAAGCUGCCUGCAUCGCUUACAUCCGCCUGACACAGUUUGUGGAUGGACAGGGGACAGCCGCUGGCAAAAUGUCCACUUCCACUGCUCUGGGGCUCCGUCUGCCCCGACGCAGGGAUGAGCUUCUCCUGUGGAUAACGUCACUGGACUCAACACUCAUCAUCACAGCUUCUGCAGAUGGACAAGAAACGUAUUAUGAGUACAACAUGUUCAAAAGGGGUUUUAGUUUCUGUCUCCUGUCUGACGUCACGGUGACGCUGCGGUGCGCACCUCUGUUCCCCUCCCGUCCCAUUCAGGUCCAUCUGGCGCUCGGACCCGCAACAACAAACACGUGA